UAAUGCCUGAAGGUCAUGGGCUGCUAUAUAAGCUGGAUGCCAGGUGUCCACACUGACACACAAAUACACACCAUGCUAACACGCUUGGCGUUUUUUAUGCUCGUAGCAGCUUAUGCCUAUGGAUGUGGCACUCCUGAGAUUGAGCCGCUUCCGGGCAGAGUCGUGAACGGAGAAGAAGCCAGGCCUCACAGCUGGCCCUGGCAGAUCUCACUCCAGUAUAAACAUGGCAGCCGCUGGUAUCAUACCUGUGGCGGGACUCUAAUAGCUCCACGCUGGGUUCUGACAGCUGGACAUUGUAUCUUCCCAGGUGAUAUUUAUCGCAUUGUCCUGGGAAAGCAUGAUCUCAGCGUGCAGGAGGACGGAGAGCAGAUCCGAGACAUCCUCCGCAUCGUCGUCCAUCCGAAAUGGAACAUCGAAUGUGUGGCUUGCGGUAAUGACAUUGCUCUGUUGAAGAUGGAUAAAGCUCCUCUUCUCAGUCCGAGUGUUCAGACAGCCUGCAUUCCUCCUGCUGGAGAAAUCCUGCCCCAUGACACUCCCUGCUAUAUCUCUGGUUGGGGUGAUCUCUACACCCAUGGCCCUAUACCUGAUAAGCUGCAACAGGCUAUGUUGCCGGUGGUGGAGUACAGUGUGUGUAGUCAGAGCGACUGGUGGGGUAAAAAUGUGAAAACGACGAUGGUGUGUGCAGGAGGAGACAUUCGUGCUAGCUGCAGUGGAGACUCUGGAGGCCCUCUGAACUGUAAGGGGAAAGAUGGUAAAUGGUAUGUUCAGGGCGUCACCAGUUUCGUGUGGGCCACCAACUGUAACGAACUGAAGAAACCUACGGUGUUCACGCGCACAUCUGCCUUCAACGACUGGCUGGAUGAGGUCAUGCUUAAAUACUGAGGUUAUCACGGAUCACUGGACGCCCAGCCAGAAUAUCAAACAGAUCCCGUUCAGUGUGUGCACAAACCCUUUAAUAAACACAUGAUUCUGUGCUGCA
Silurus meridionalis is the source of this 979-nucleotide messenger RNA. RefSeq names its product proproteinase E-like. The record is from RefSeq and is a predicted model, not a curated record. The coding region runs from base 16 to 882 and encodes 288 amino acids. The transcript has 8 exons. Gene Ontology annotation, biological process: proteolysis. NCBI's taxonomy places the organism in Eukaryota, Metazoa, Chordata, Actinopteri, Siluriformes, Siluridae. Gene Ontology annotation, molecular function: serine-type endopeptidase activity.